UUCACUACCUGGGGUUCCUUCACUGGCUCACUGUAAAGUUCUCGUACUCAGAGUCUACGGUGUUUUUUCUGGGGCUGCAGGGCGUUCGUAUGCAUUUAAUGGUACAAGAUUGGGGGAUAAGUGAAACGACGUCAGGUGCAGUUUCUUACACGAAAUGUUUAUUCUACGCCUUAUCUUUACAUAUAUUUUAUCUGGGUUAAUGAUUUGAAUGAUUGAUGAUUAAAUAGAUUCAAUACUAUGCAUAGUUAGAUUUGAAUUCGGGCCAAUGAUUGGAAUGAAUCAUUAUUAUUAUUAUUACAAUUUCUGCUCACCGAAAUGAGGAGUGUUAAAGGAAAGUUAAGCUUCUCAAUCGCACAAGUUUCUUUUCAGGCAACACAAUCAGCAAUGUGACAUGUUGGACCAGCGUGAAUCUCCUUUUGUGUUACUUUUUUUUAAUCACCUGUUAAACUUAAUUUAAAUUAAUGGCAGUGUUGAUGGAGUAGAUUGAACAUCGAUUCAAUAUUUCAAUAGGCUGUUCAAGGUCAAAGUCAGUAAUUUUUUUCAAUUAGACAAUCCUUGUUUAACAGUCAUCAGGCAUCCACCUAUAAUCUCAACAUCGUACCUUUUCAAAAUCCGCAGAAUGUUGUGAUUUCGGACAGUGUCACAUCGCAUCAGGUAGCAUGUCCCUGGUGUCAACUGCCUGUAUGUCAGCCAAAUGCUCAUAAUCCUGUUUGCUGCCUGGUGUGGAUUUAGCAUUUAAGUGUGGUAUAGUGAGUUUAACGGUAACCGGUUUUACUUAACCUACCCCAAGCUUUCGGUGUCUUCCUGAAUCUCUCUCUGUCUAUGUCUCUGUCUCAGUCUCUGUCUCUCUCUCUGUCUCUCUCCCAUAUAUGGGUGGCUAUAAUUUGGGAUUAUUGGAGUUGAUGAUAUAAUUGUCACACAUGGUGGUUUAAUAAGCUCAUACUUUUCUCUGCAUGAAAGAGGUGUUAUGUAAAGUAGCCUUAUUAAAAAUGGUCGGGAAUUAGGAAAAGCAGAGCUAAAGAGGUGUGAAGGCGAAAUGGUAAGUAUAGAGAAUGAUAAAAAUACUUAACCGACUAUGAAUAGUAAUGCCAUUGCUAUAUAGAUAGAUAGAUAGAUAUAUAUCUCUCAGCACUCAUUAAACAACAUCUACCGACUGCAUUCAAAUAGUCUCUUGGCGUGUUUUCAAAUGGCGCCAAACAACUCUGCGUCGUUACAAUGCGUCAGUGUAUUUGGUAUCUUGCUGGUUGGUCGCAGAGGGUAAUUCCCUGUUGAAUUAUAUCACCGUCGCCCGACUAUUUUUUAUCAUGGCAUUAAACUUUGUUUGGGUUGAAUAAGGGUUGGCAUUUGCAUUCCGGUAUUCCCCUUACCACACACUGUGGUUCUGCCUUCAGCAAACUUGCUUUCCCACCUCCGAUGUCUCUGUGCACAAAUCCUCCUAUGCAGGAUCCUUGGCUUCUCUUAAAGGGACAGUCGACCCAAACUCGUAUUUUUUGGUCUUUUUUUUUGUAACUGUUUAUAUCUCUUGUAUGAACAUCAACAUGGGAAACCAUUAUUCAUUAUUAUAAGUCAAAAACUGCAGCAAGUCCUAUGUGUUUGCCAGUCUCUGCCCUCUAGUUAUAAACCUUCCUUUCGGCGUUCGUUUUGUGACUUACUUAAGUAUAUACUCCUACGUCACGACGAAGGGACACCGGCGGUGAGCUUUACGUGCAUCUCCGUCUGGGAAAGGCUUCGUUUGAUAUCCGUGUUCAAAGAGGGUUAAACCUCUUGGAUACGGUGUGUGUGACUCAGCUCAUAUGCAUCAUCGCUCACAAUAUCAAUACUCAACGACAGCGUUAAGUAUCUCAAAGUAGGCGUGGGUCGUAACCAUGGUAUUAACACCCCCCCACCCUCCUUUUUUAUUUGUUCGAAUUUGUGCUGAAAAGGGGAGUUUACCCUUUCCUGUUAGCCCUAACUAUUAUUGUGUUUUCAGUGUUCUCUUUUGUCCCUUUCGUAUUCUCUUCCCCUAAUCUCAUCUAUUCUCGAUCUCGCUCUCCUAUAUCCAUAUAAAGGAGAGAUAGAUACUUGAUGAUUUAGAAACCUCACAGAUUAACAUGGGAUUACACGCGGACCGGUUUAAAUGGUUACGUAAACUCCAGCCACAGAAUAAUUUGCUUGGAUUAGAUUUAUCUUCUGUAUGUGUGUAUGUGUGUGAAGAGAGGGAGAAAAAGGGGGAGUUUGUGUGAGAGAAAGCAUGUUUUGGAGAUAAGGGUAUGACAUAUUGUGGGCGGGGAAUCGAAGGGUUGGGACCCAAUCACGUUAAUCUGGACGAGCUCUCCGCUGAAAUACACCAGACACCUAAACCAAACGGAGAUACCCGAACAGAGUAGGAGAUCGCGGGGAGAAGAUGCAGUUCAUCAAUCAGAAGUAAGAAGAUUAAGUCACAUGGAGAACCACACGCCAACGGAAGGAACCAAAGGAGGUCAGGAGACCUAGUCGGUACCGAGAUGGCCGAAACAUCUCCCAGCAACGCUUUCUUGUUUUAGAUGGGGUCAGGAUCGUCACACUUCCCGCGAGGUCAAGGAUAACCGAGACACCUCACCGAGUCACCAUGUGAGAAGAUGCCUUUGGGUGUGUUGCCCCAUCAGAGAUCAGUCUCCUGACUUGUGUCUCGCGGUGUUUCCAUAACAAGUUUGGAGUCGUACCAUAGGGCUUUUUUUUUUUGUUUAUCUGCUUCUGCUGGCAUAUCACAGCCGAGGACAAAGUAGGAUUUCUCCACCUGCACAGACCAGCUGUCUACAACAUCAAACUGGACACAACCUCAACCAAAUCUAAAGGAUAUCUUGCAUGUGGACUCCUGUUCUUACUCCUACAUUAGAACCAGCAGCCAACAUCCUCACCCUGCAUUCAAACCAGGAGAACAGGAGCCAGAAUCGACGCCUUCUCUCGUUCUCACUCCGGACGGAUUAGAGUAUUUAUCCCUUUUGGCUGAUGCCCGAUCUCCAUCAGCGACCAUGAUGUUCUGCACCACCUUCCUCUCCACGCCGGCAGACGAGCUGGUGUGCGAGGGUGGAGUCGAGAGGGCUAAGGGUGGGGGGAGGUCGUCCCCGACGGGGAUGGUACCCGGGCAGGCCCUGGGGCCGGGGGGCUGCCUCUCCACCUUGCGUUGCCUUGUCCUCCCCCAAGAGGAGCUCUGCCAGUCUCUCGCCUAUUGCCACGGCGACGGUCCCCGUGGCAACAGCGUGUUAGGGAAGAGGAUGCUGCUGGAGGUCAACAGGGCCACUUCCUUCGGCGGGGGGGACGACAGAGGGGGGGGCGGAUGUGGCGCCAGGAAACAACGGAGUCGCUCGGUCUCGCCGGCGAUGGGUCGACGGCCGGUGAGCCCCGCGAGAGAUUGGUUUAAAGGGAUGGUGGCCAGAGGUCCGGCGUUGCCGAUGGCGACCGUGGACAUCAAGAACCCCGAGAUCCACAACGCCCCAGGGGGCGGGCACCGUUACCAUAACAACUCCCAGGUGAACAACAUCGUGCUCUCCUCCUUCCCCAAGAAGGAGAAGAAGGUGAAGGGCGGGAAGAAGAAGAGGCUGACCAAGGCGGACAUCGGCACGCCCAGCAACUUCCAGCACAUUGGACACGUGGGCUGGGAUCCCAACACAGGCUUUGAUCUGAACAACCUGGACCCCGAGCUCAAGCACCUGUUCGACAUGUGCGGUAUCUCGGAGGCCCAGCUGAAGGACAAAGAGACGUCCAAGGUCAUCUACGAGUUCAUCGAGAAGAAGGGCGGCGUGGAGGCGGUGAAGAACGAGCUCAGGAGACAAGCCCCCCCUCCCCCUCCCUCGAGAGGCGGCCCCCCUCCACCCCCGCCCCCCCACCACGGCUCGGCCCCUCCCCCUCCCCCCCCGGCCCGCGGACGCGGCGCUCCCCCACCCCCUCCCCCGUCCCGGGCGCCCACCUCGGCUCCGCCUCCCCCGCCCCCCUCCCGCGGCGGGCCCCCUCCCCCACCUCCCCCACCCAGCCGCGUGUCCCUCCCGCCUCCCCCGCCACCCUCCCACGCCUGCAUGCCGCCGGCUCCCCCCCCUCCCCCUCCCAUCUCCUCCUCCGCCGGCGGUGGGGGCGGAGCCCCGGCCCCUCCUCCCCCGCCGCCGCCUCCGCCCGGCCCCCCUCCCCCGGCUCCUCCCCCCAUGUCGGAGAGCGUGGAUAGCGUGGACGGCGAGGGCGGGGGUAAGUCGGCCCUGCUCAACCAGAUCCGCGAGGGCCGGCAGCUCAAGAAGGUGGACAGCCAGAAGGAGCGGCCGGUGUCGUCCAACACGGGGCGCGACUCGCUGCUGGAACAGAUCCGCCAGGGCAUCCAGCUCAAGGCCAAGGUGGAGGGCGAAGGGCCAGCCCCCAACGCCGCCGCCCCCUCUGCGGGCAUCGUAGGGGCCUUGAUGGAGGUGAUGCAGAAGAGAAGCAAGGCCAUCCACUCCUCAGAUGAGGACGAUGAUGAUGACGAAGAUGAGGACUUUGAGGACGAUGACGAAUGGGAAGACUAGUGCUCCUUAUCCCCCCCACCCCUUCCCAGAUGAUUAUUACAACACUAAUAACAGGAAAAGAAAAAUCUUUCACAUUCGGAUUAUAAAUGUAAAUGUUCCAAUGAUUUGCUGUAUAUUUUUGUUGCCUUUAAGCUUUUUUUUUUUAUUAUUAAUCCGUGCAAUAUGCUGUUUAAUCUGUAAAUAUGUCUAUCUGGUAUCCUAAUGUAACAACCUUUUUUCUUCUUUUUCUAUUCUCGUCUUUUCUUACUCUCUUUCCUGAUUUAUUUUGUUGCCUUCCUCUUCCUGGUGAUGGAUACUGACGGGUAUUGUCCUCUGCCCCCACCCUUACUCUAUCAUGCUUUUGCUAAAUCCUCCCUUCAUUCCCCCGAUUGACGCGUGCAAUCAUGACAUCAUAGGGUCUCUCGAGCUAGAGUUUAUUUUUCUUGUUUAGAUAAGCAAUUUAAUGGUGGGGUUAGUAAAGAAUCAAUUGUUGUUAAUCAGGGGGGGGGGGAAAUGAUAUUCAACAAGGCUAUUUUCAUAUCCAAUUGCUCUGUAGUUUAUUUUUACUUAUUCGAAAAAUGAUCCUAGUUUAGCGCUCUUAUUUUCUUAAAACACAGGAAGAAGGAAAAAAAAAUGUCUCUUCUUCACCUAAAUAUUUAGCUUUAUCCGUUUAUCAAUUGUAAAUUUUGCUCCAGAGUUCUGAGUCUUGUUAUAUUUUUGCACAAAUGGAAAGAGGAAGACUCUGCAUGACUAUGGGAUAGUUCCUUGUCCAUAUCUCAGCGGAUCGUACCUACACUUUACUAUCAAGGUAAACCACACCUCAUCAAGCAUUUAACCAAUACACAUCCAACUAUGCAUUAACACGUAUACACAAGGUGUGCCGCAACAUAACCGGUGGCUGUCUGUGAAUUUUAUGGGAUUGUACUUUUUCUUUUGUCACACACUACAGAUACACUUUUCUUUUCUAAACUAGUUUUUUCUUUUCCCCUUCAGUUUAAAGUAUUUUUUGGUUUUAAUCUAGAGGUUCAGUACAUUGUGAAAAACUAAAAGAAAUAAAUACAUUUUAAUUUAAGAGAUACGAUAUUUUUGCUUAAGAAUUGAGCUACAUGCUAACGGUUUAUGACUAGAAACGAAAGUAUCAGUGAUCUUGUUGAACGCUUGUACUUAAACCAUAGUAAGUAUACAAACAUCGUAAAGAUACCUAGCUUACAUGCAUACUUUCUGGGGUUUCAAGUGUAUCAUGCAAAGUGGACAGAAUACGACAAAAAAAAACUAGAGACUGCUUCAAAUCCCUAAAACUUUUUUGAAGGAACUAUUACAGCUCCUUUAUUUUUCUAUGAUUCCGCUGUCGAGACUUUAUCAGGGUUUGUUAUGAACUGUCUUGAUAAAACUUAAUGUAACCAUACUGUGUCAUAAUUCAACAUUUUAUAUCAUCAUGGCUACGGUGUUCAGCGAUGAACGCACAGUUUCUCACUGUCAUUAUUUUCUUUAUUUUUUUUGACGUUUCUUUGUUUUCGGCCCAACGACUAGCUCUGUAAUUAGUCCCAAGUGAUUUAUUGAUUUUCCAUUCUUCCAUUUUCUGCGCUGUUGGCACCAAUAUAUUUUCAAAAAAUUAAAAUAUACAAAAAAAUUAA
Gadus morhua (Atlantic cod) is the source of this 6118-nucleotide messenger RNA. RefSeq names its product neural Wiskott-Aldrich syndrome protein. Gene Ontology annotation, molecular function: actin binding. NCBI's taxonomy places the organism in Eukaryota, Metazoa, Chordata, Actinopteri, Gadiformes, Gadidae. Gene Ontology annotation, biological process: actin filament organization. The transcript has 7 exons. Bases 2991 to 4505 code for a protein of 504 amino acids. The record is from RefSeq and is a predicted model, not a curated record.